This is a messenger RNA of Lacerta agilis (Sand lizard), 782 nucleotides long. RefSeq names its product cardiotrophin 1 (gene CTF1). NCBI's taxonomy places the organism in Eukaryota, Metazoa, Chordata, Lepidosauria, Squamata, Lacertidae. The transcript is spliced from 4 exons. The record is from RefSeq and is a predicted model, not a curated record. Bases 1 to 720 code for a protein of 239 amino acids.
AUGACUCUUUCUCUGGGGCUGGCCCACCCAAGAGGCGGGCUGAGGAAGCCACCUCAAGUGACAGGAUCAACCGAGGCGGCAUAUCUGGCCUCCAAGGAGAGUGUUGCCCGUCGACGUGCCAGAAGUCUCCUCGUCGUUUGUGCAGGCCUGGUCCACAUUGUCUCCCCUGACCGGGAUUCGCCUGUCAACACCAUCAUUGGCCAGACCUUCAACCUGGCCCGCCUCAUGAAAGCCAACAGCACUGUCCUUCUGAAUACCUAUCUGAGUCACCAAGGCAGCCCGUUUAGCAACUCCGGCUUCGACGCCCGGAGGCUGCACUACGAAGGGGUGCCAACGGCCGCCAUCCCGUUCCUGGAAUGGCGGACUCUCAGCCACAUCAAGCGUGUGGAGAAGAAUUACGAGGCCUACACCGCCUUCGCGGAGUUCCUGCAGCUGGUCCGGGACGACCAGUUUGAGAUCAACCCCACCAAAGUGGAACUUCUGGAUAUGCUGAAGGUGACUCGCUUGCGCAUCCAAGGCCUCCUCAGCAACUUGACGGCCAUCAUGUCUGCCUUGGGAGCGCCGCCCACCGCCGUCACGGACCCCCUCAUGCUGGAGUCUGUGGAAGCCGACACGUUUGAAAAGAAAGUCCGAGGCUACGUGGUGUGCCACACGUACAAAGAGUGGAUUGACAGGACGGUGAAAGACUUCUCUCUCCUCGCGGAGAAAUUCCCAGCCUAAGGAUCGCUCAAGGAGUAAUUCCCAGGUUGAAGGGUUCCUCCGUUCUCCUUGCCGCAUAUUUC